This is a messenger RNA of Hippocampus comes (tiger tail seahorse), 4673 nucleotides long. It is a transcript of the gene rbm27, whose product is annotated as RNA binding motif protein 27. Gene Ontology annotation, molecular function: RNA binding; metal ion binding. The transcript is spliced from 21 exons. The record is from RefSeq and is a predicted model, not a curated record. Gene Ontology annotation, cellular component: nucleus. The coding region runs from base 135 to 3149 and encodes 1004 amino acids. NCBI's taxonomy places the organism in Eukaryota, Metazoa, Chordata, Actinopteri, Syngnathiformes, Syngnathidae.
CGUGCCGUAAACCGCUGCGGUACGAUCUGCCAGUAGAGAGCAAAGGCCCCGAAGCUGACAAAUUUAUAGGCGAUGAAAGCAGACGUUUCGGGGCUCCGUUUCAUUUUUUAGACCGUGUUAUCGUCUUCCUCACGAUGAUUAUAGAGAAUGUGGACGCUCUUAAGUCGUGGCUGGCAAAACUUCUGGAGCCAAUAUGUGAUGCUGACCCCUCUGCGUUAGCCAAUUACGUUGUGGCUCUGGUGAAGAAGGAUAAACCGGAGAAGGAGCUCAAAGCGCUGUGUGCCGAUCAGCUUGACGUCUUCCUACAAAAAGAGACUGUAGGCUUUGUGGAUAAACUUUUUGAAUGUCUGACAAGCAAGAAUUACCAGGGGAACUCUGUUGCCAAGGAAGCUCCAAAAGAAGUGGUGAACCUUCCUCCAGCGAAAUCAGAUGCAGUAGAAAUUGAGACUCCAGAGGAGGAGAGAGAAAACAGGCGCAGGAGAAGUCCUCUGAGGAACCGCUCCGACUUCAACGAAUCCAGGAGUCGCGAUGACAGGAGGCGGGACGAGCGCAAGAGGCGGGACUUUGAUCGUCACGGCAAGGGCAGUGGCGAUUCGCACCGCGAGCGGGAGCGGCAUGAGCGGCGCCGGGGGAGCUCCCGCGGGAGGAGCAACAGCCGCAGCCGGAGCAGGAGUGGCAGCCGGGGGAAGAGCAGGGGACGAGACUUCAAGUCAAAGUUUGAGGUGGAGAGGAAGGACGCGGACGGCUACAACUCGUCCACCCCGGGCAGGCCCCAGCAGGCUCCCCAGCUCACGUCGCCACUCUUGCCCACCCCCCUGCACCCUUUCUCGUCCACUGCCGGCGGCGCGGGACCCGGCGGUAUUCCCUUGGCAACGCAUGCGCACAUCCCCGACGGCACCACAGACAGCUGGUCCGGCUACUAUGGCAAAGCGAGGCAAGACGGCGUUGGCAAGCCGUUCAGCAAUAAGAACCCGUCACGCAAGCAGCGGUGCCGGGAUUACGAUGAAAAAGGAUUUUGCGUCCGCGGCGACCUGUGCCCGUUUGACCAUGGCAACGACCCUCUCAUCGUGGAUGACGUCAAUCUUCCGAACAUCAUCCCUUUCCCACCGCCGCCCGUGAUACCCCCCGGCGGCCUGCCCAUGCCGCCACCCAUCAACGAGCCGCCCCCUUCACUCAGGAUACCACCGCCGCCGAUGCCGCCCUACGGCCAGCCUCCGCCUGGCGUCUUCUCGUUGACUGGACCCCCUCCACUGAUCGCAACCAGUGGAAUGGAAACCCCCAAUCACCAGUCGGCGAUCACGUCGUCGCCUCCUGUCGGGCCACCCAGCGUGAGGCUGCCGCCUCCUCUUCCCCUGCCUCCUCCGCCUCCUCCCUCCUCUUCGUCGGUGUCGCUCCGUCCCCGAUAUGUCCAGUCUGAAUAUAACUACGAUCCGGAGGGCUACAACCCGGAAUCGCCAGGGCUGACUGGAGCCGGUCGCAACCAGUAUCGCCAAUUCAUUCCCCGAAUACAGACGCAGCGCCCCAACCUCAUCGGACUCACAUCUAAUGAGGGACAAGGCUCGAGAGCUGCCAAUAUAGUGAUCCAAACGGAGCCCGCCACUCCUGCCAGCGCACCAGGAAGUAACAUGACCUGUUUCAACUCGGAGCAGCACAACAGGAAGAGACCCAUGGGCUGUAUGCUAGCUGAUGGACCCACGGCUAAAAAACCAUGGAUGCAAAAGCCAAACUUCAACAACAAAGGCAUUUUCCCAAAGAGGAACUUCCACGUGAACACCAAACUGGAGGUGCGCAAUAUCCCACCCGAGCUCAACACCAUCACCAAGCUCAAUGAGCACUUCAGCAAGUUCGGGACCAUCGUGAACAUUCAGGUCGUGUUUGGUGGCGACCCAGAGGUGGCGUUGAUCCAGUUCACAUCCAACGAAGAAGCCUGUCGGGCCAUGUACUGCGCCGAGGCGGUUCUCAACAACCGCUUCAUCAACAUGCGCUGGCAUCGCAAGUCCAGCAUGCUGGGGAGUCACCAGCUGGAACAGGGCACAGGCAGUCAAGUCGGCCCGCAGGGGAUCAAGCAGCACAAUCCUGCUGCUUACGUGCUGAACAAGCAUCGUUCGCCAGUAGCAGUCGGCACCACGAGCACACCUGACAACCUGAACCCCAACGCAGAAGCUGCCCAUGUGGCGCCGGUGCUGACAAACACCCAGAAGGGUCCCUACGCUUCCACCCCGCUCAAGUUGUCCUCCAAGUGCCUUGGGAAAACGGCGAAAGCACUGGAAGCACAGGAAGCCCUGAAGAAGAAACAGGAGGCGUUGAAACUACAACAUGACUUGCGGAAGAAGAAGCAGGAAAUGUUAAAGACGCAGAUUGAAUGUCAGAAGGCGCUGAUUAGCCGUCUGGAGAAGAACCGGGGGAUGAAACCAGAGGAACGAGCCAACAUUAUGAAAACACUGAAGGAACUGACUGAAAAGAUUGCCCAGCUCCAGAAUGAAAUGAAUCCUUCCACCCAGGUCUCUAAAGCCAAUCACAACCAGCCCAAGACCAAGACCGACGCCCAGAAGGAGCUGCUGGAUGCUGAGUUGGACUUCCACAAGAAAAUGAGCUCUGGAGAAGACACGACAGACCUCAAGAGAAAACUGGGCCAGCUCCAGAAAGAGGCAACACAACUGGGCAUCCUGCGAUCCCCGACGUGCCGAGGCCGCGGCCGGGGGAAGAUGCUGCUGGAAGCAGGCGCUAUACGCGCAAGGGGCCGCAGCGGUUCCGUAAACCGCAUGGUGGUGGACCACCGGCCCAGGGCUCUGACAAUUGUGGGGGUCACCCAGGAGGAGAAGGAGGAGCUCACAUCACACUUUGUGAAAUUCGGUGACCUGGAGGAUCUGCGUGACCAGGACGCCACCAGUGUCAUCAUGACCUUUAAGACUCGGAGUGAAGCCGAGAAUGCAGCCAACCAGGGAGCCAAGUUCAAAGGUCGCGUGUUGCAGAUUUCCUGGUACAAGCCCAAGACGCCCUCCAUCACCACAGAGCCUGAGGAGGAGGAGUCCAAAGACGACGACAACGCGCAGAAGGACGGUCGCUCUUAUCGGCCUGGCGAGGAGGAAGAAGAGGAAGAGGACGACGACGAAGACGACAAGUACGAAAGCAGAUCUUGGAGACGAUGAAAGCCUCCCAAUGACAGCGACAGAAAUCGCCAGCGCGGUUAACCCUUAAGAACUCCUCUUCUCUUCUGCCCCCCCCCCCCCCCCAGUAUUUUCAAGUCAUUUUAAGACUAAUGGAAGUAUAACGUUUGCUUUUUUUGGAGGGUUCCCUCCAUUCAACAAAAACAAUCUCACUUUUGCUGAGAAAGCCGAAGGUUCGGUUUUUAGGGAGAGUUUAAGUGUGCUUACUUUAACUGUCAGUAAUGCACAACAUUUGCGUCUACUGUGAAAAGCUAUUUUUAUACACAGCUGUAUUUAAGAUUUUGUUUUUGUUUGUUUUGGGGGUUUUUUUGGAGGGUGGGGGACAAGUUGGUCUCAGUUCAAAGACCACAUGUUUAAUUUAUUCCUCCCGACUCUUCCCUGCUUCUUCAUUUUGAUGGCUCAAGUCUGUCACAGCCCCACAACCCCUUCCACACAUUGCCCCGACAGCGCACCAAAAAUUUGAUUUGGAAAUUUAAAAAAAAAAAAAUGUAAGCCACAAAUGCUCAUAAAAUAGAUCUCCAUUUUAUAAAUUUAGUACGUCCCUGAAAACUAAGAGGAUCGCCGUGUAAUCAUUUACUGUAAAGAAUUAUUUUAUUUCCAACCUCUGCUUCUCAAACAGAAAACUUAAUCAUUCAUAAAUAUCCAUAGACAGAUUUUUGAAUGUAAAAAAUGAAACCCUUGAUUUUAACAGAGAGCGAGAGAGUGAGUGAGAGAGAAUUUCUUUCUUUGCCUUACACCCGUCGGCCACUCGGCGGAAUCUUUUUUAUUUUACAAUAUUUGUGAUUCAUUUUCUUUGGGGGGGCCGGGUGUUGUGUAAAUUUUGUACAUUUGCUUAAAAAAAGUCAAAUGUUGAGAAUUUUUCCCCCCUUUUUUUUUUUUUUGGUUGGGGGGGUGUCAUUUUUCUGAUAUUUUAAAUCAGGAAAAACACCAAUGUAGUCCCAUUUCAUUACAUCUGUCCGCCUGGAGGAUUAUUUCAAGUUUCCUCCUGUCCUGUCUCAAAAUUCAAUUGUAAUUCACAUCGAUUACAUGCACUCUCAUGUGGGGUAUUGAUUGCAUUUCUAUUUUUCAGUCAUGGAAUACUAAAACCAAAAGAAUAUUUAUUGAACUUCCUGCAUGUAAAUACACUCACUGUGUCCUUUGGAGUCAUCCUCACACCUUGAUUACUUUUCUCUUUCUCACACAUCCCGAAUAGGUUCCUUAUUGAUUUUAAUGAGGACAAAGUAACUUGGUUCUUGUAUAUUCAGAGAAUUUGCUCUCUAUUCCACUUUUUUUUUGUACUUGUGUGUGUGUGUACGCUCAUACACCGUAGUGUAAAAAAAAAAUGUAUGUUUAUCGGAUAAUAGUUUUGGAUUUGUUACUGUUUAUAUUUGCAGGAUGUGGAUUAUGAUAAUGAUGUGUUUUCUUCAUGUCAUUUUGUUUGUAAAAAGAUGAAUUUCUAAUUCACGAGCAUGUUUGCUUUUGCCAAUAAAGACAAAGGAAUGGGCUGCUUGCGGGAAAAAAAAACAA